CUCGCAUCUAUUCCAUCCCCGAGACAGUCCAGCCAGUCUCAACCCCAACCCAGACCCAGACAACGACACAGACCAUGGCGGAAAAACCCGCGCCCAGCGUCUCGCACAUCGACGCCCCCGAUGCCCAAGAGCAAGAGCAAGUGCAAGUCCGGGACGUCAACAACGCCGCUCUGGCGGUGGCGACCAUCCAGCAGAAGCCGAGUCUGUGGAGCAAGAGCAUGUUCAAGCUGUACGGCUGCAUCGCGGUGGCCAUCCUCAACUCGUGCAUCAACGGCUACGACGGCUCCCUGAUGGGCUCCAUCAACAGCUACCCCCAAUACCGCGAUUACUUCGGCUUCGACCCGAAUAGCGGCACGCCGUCCACCGGCAUCGUGUAUGCUAUCUAUACGAUUGGGAAUAUUGUGGGCUCGUUUUUCGCGGGGCCGUUUACGGAUUUUAGAGGCCGCAAAAUCGGCAUGGCCCUCGGUGCCAUCUUCAUCAUCAUCGGCACCGUCGUGCAAGCCACCUGCCACAACCUGGGCGGCUUCAUGGCCGGGCGUUUCAUCCUGGGCUUCGGGGUCGCCAUCUCCGCCACCGCAGGGCCCGCAUACGUCUCCGAGAUGGCCCAUCCGUCGUAUCGCGGCGCCAUGACCGGGCUGUACAAUGUGCUGUGGUUCGGGGGAGGCAUUCCCGGAACGUUCAUCCCGUGGAGGACCAGUCAGUUGCAGGGCACCAUGAGCUGGCGGAUUCCCAUCUGGGUGCAGAUGGUCUUUUCGGGGCUGGUGCUGGUUUUUUGUCCGUUUAUUCCCGAGAGUCCCCGAUGGCUCAUCUCGCGCGACAAGCACGAGGAAGCCCUGAAAGUGCUGGCCGAGUACCACGGCGACGGGGACCGCAACGCCCCCAUCGUGCAGCUGGAGUACCAAGAGAUGAUGGAGGAUAUCUCCAAGACGGGCAGCGACAAGCGGUGGUGGGAUUAUCGCGAGCUGUUUAAUACACGCGAGGUGCGGUAUCGGUCUAUGCUGGUGAUUAUUAUGGCAAUAUUCGGCCAAUGGUCCGGCAACGGCCCCGUCAGCUACUACUACCCGCAGAUGCUGCGCGGCGCAGGGGUGACGAGCAACAACACGCAACUGCUGCUGCAGGGGCUGCAGAACGUGGUGUCCCUGCUGGGCGCGCUCUCGGGGGCCCUGAUCACCGACCGCAUCGGCCGACGCACGCAGCUGCUCGUGUCCACCAGCAUCAUCGUCGUGCUCUUCGCUAUCGUGACCGCGCUGAACGCCACGAAUGUCGUUGAUGGACCGGACGGCACCCCCAUCGCCAAGAGCGGCAUCAUGGCCCGCGCCCAGAUCGCCAUGAUCUUUAUCUUUGGCUUCGUGUAUUCGGCUGGCUGGACGCCGAAUCAGGCCAUGUAUCCGGUGGAGUGUUUGCGGUAUGAGUCAAGAGCGAAGGGGAUGGGGAUGAAUAAUUUCUUCGUCAACAUCGCCUCAUUCUACAAUACCUUCGUGACGGGGAUCGCGUUCACGGGCGCCGGCUGGAAGUACUACUUCCUGUUCAUCUUCUGGGAUACCAUGGAGGUGGUGGUGAUUUACUUCCUGUUUGUCGAGACAAGCAAGCGCACCCUCGAGGAGUUGACGGUCAUCUUUCAGCAGCCGCAUCCGGUCAAGGCGUCGCUGCAGAAACAUGAGGUGUUGGUGACUGAGAUUACCAAGGCGUAGGUAGUCUGAUUGGGUAGUUGUCUUGGGGGGGUGGGAUUAUUUUGGGUAUAUCCAUCUGGAUUUGGAUGUAGUUGAGGGGAAGGGAGGGACUGGAUGAGAAUCAAUGUCGUAUAUCAUAUCAUACACGUUUGGGGUCUGGUAGAUGGGUUGCAUACUUCAGGAAGUCUUCCCGAUGACUGUCUCGCUUACAGCCCUAACUCUCCAUCCUCCUCUCCAUCCCCAUUCCCACCAUGCAACC
Aspergillus heteromorphus CBS 117.55 is the source of this 1929-nucleotide messenger RNA. Its product is annotated as putative MFS lactose permease. Lineage: Eukaryota; Fungi; Ascomycota; Eurotiomycetes; Eurotiales; Aspergillaceae. The transcript has 6 exons. The coding region runs from base 75 to 1691 and encodes 538 amino acids. Gene Ontology annotation, cellular component: membrane. The record is from RefSeq and is a predicted model, not a curated record. Gene Ontology annotation, biological process: carbohydrate transport; transmembrane transport. Gene Ontology annotation, molecular function: carbohydrate:proton symporter activity.